AUGUCGUGUCCUACAGAUGAGGAAGUCCGGCAAUACAUAGAAGAAAUAGUGAACGGUGUUAAUAGCAUAGAGAAGAAACUGGAAAGUGAUGUCCGUGAUAUGUGCACGCUACUGUUGCUACUAGUAGAAGACUGUAAAAAAAGAGUUCCAAAUAGAGAUGUACCUCAGAGACUGAAGCAAAGUUUUAAAGACAUCUAUGGAAGCCUAAAAUUGCAUCUGAAAUUCCACCUACAAGCUGUUCAAGUAAGGGAGCUCAAUGCACUAGGCCAGCAGAUUGGAUUGACAGUGGAAGAGCUAGAUGCAGCUCCAGGGAAAGAAUGUGCCAUUGACCCUGUAAGCAAACUCUUGGAAAUUGUAAGUACCAUUUAAUAAAGUCCUUAGACCCAGUUCAGACGUCGUGGUUCUGCCGUGCCGAACUUAAUUGUAAUUUGGUUCGACUGUAACACGGCAGGAAAACAACUUUGAUUCAGACGUCGUGCCAGAGUCGAACCAAAUUCAGGAUUUACUGAUGCCUCGUAACAAUUCUUCCAACUCCCCGUGGGAACGCAGUCUCACCAAAAUACAUUAAUAUAAUUUACGAAUUUUGGUUUAGCGCGGCAGAAGCACGACGUUUGAAUCGCUGCCGUGCCAGAGCCGUGUAGCACGACAGCGCUUGUCGAACUUAAUUGCUUGCCGAGCUUAAUUCAAAAGUUUGAUUCAGACGCCGUGCUUCUGCCGUGCUUUUGUCGAACUUAAUUCCUGACUUUAGUUAGGCAUGGCAGAAGCAUGACGUCUGAACUGGGCCUUAGUUACAUUUCUCUGUUGACAGAAUUAGGAAAAUAUCGAACGUUCAGGGAUAGAGCUGACCGUUCUUGGAUGAUCCGAACCGGAACCCUUCAUGUCGAUCAUUGCUCUUAAGAUACAAGUGUUAUGCACCUAGGAAAGUUUUGAAGGUAGCAUUGACCAAGUUCUCUAGCGUAGCCUGUAAAUGCUAUAUUUUUAUCACUGGGGAAUAAGCUGGAAUAUGUAUAUAUUUACUACGAAAUUUGAAAACUUUAGGUCAGGGCGGACUCACUGUUGCCGAGAAAUAACGGCAAUUUGGAUAGUACAGAACGUGUGAAAUAGCCUGUCCAAAAUUUCUAUCGGGCUUUUACCUUAUGCCUCACGAGAUGAAUAACUUGAAGUAUCGAGAAAAUGCUGAAGUCGGAAAGAAGUUUCACCAGGUAGUUCUCUGCUUAAUACUUCAACCGUUCUUGUUAGACAAGUAACAGCUGGCACUAAUUGAAUUUAUGUUUUAGAUUCCUGGUAUUUUGAUCGAAACUCAGUUUACCUCAUUGUUGUAAUCGUUUGUAAGGCACUUCUAAAAGCCAAAUAAAACCAUAGAAAUCCUUCUUUUAGAAUAGUCGAAUGCUUAAUGUUUAGUAAUGCAAACGUUUCAGCAAUUCGGGGAAACAGUGUAAUUUAGGAGUGGAAAAUUUCCGCAUUACCUUGGUUCAGUAUACAGUCUUGAAUUAUAAACAAAAACGGAAAUAACAGAACGCCUCUUGGCCAAAAGAGAGUGACAAUGGCGCCAAUGUACAUUCUUUAAAAGUUGGGAGCUUGUACAAGGAUUUGGGAUCAUUUGUUCUAUGGUUGUAAAGAUCACUGAAACUGGUAAUCAAAAUCAAACACAUGGCCAUUGACGCAAAUCUAAAGUCUAACAAGAAAACCCGGCUGGGGACGAGGAACAUGCAAAUGUUAAGGUAGACGGAUUAUACUGACAAAUACCGUACAUCCAAAAAUGCCCACCACCACGAAAAUGUGUCCUAUUUGAAAAAAAAAAAAGAGUAAGUUCAGUAAAAAGAGCCAUUAAGCGACAAGGCUAAGUACUCAGGGUGCUUUAUUACAACAAAUUUGUUCAUAAUGAAACUAGUACAAACCAACAAUAAAAUCGAACGACAUUUCCGCGGUAUCGUCAUGACUCCAUUUUUAAGUUCAAUGCACAGUAGUUAUUACAUUUACUUGUUAUAUGUCAAUCUUCAGCCAACUAUUUUUAACCGUACGUUCAGUCUCGGCAUUUUGAACUGGAAAAUUAAAUCAUGACGAAACCGAAACUUCGGAGUAACCAAGCGGUGAAGUUAGGAAGGCUGGAUAUUGGCCAAAUUAUCAUGGGUUUUUAUGGACAGACAUGAAGUGGAGGUCCAUAAAAGCAAAAAAAGAGAAAGGAAGGGAGAGAGGGGGAAAGAGAAAGAGAACGGGAUCAAUAUUCAACUAUCCUGACUGAACCGAAGGUUGACCGAACCGAAGCUUAUUUAUUCAUCAUAUAGCAACACAAAAUCUGUUCUUGUGGAACUAAGGCGGCAAUCCUGAGGAGCGGACAAGAUAGGCCGAGCCUGGGUAGGCAAUAAAAAUUUGGACUUCCAAACAUUUGGAUAUUUUUCUCCUUCAAAUAUUCUGUUUACCUGAGUGAGAAAGUUCCCUUUCCCUUUGGUAGCUUCCUUGAUGUGUGGUCGGCAUUGCAAGAGAUAAUUCAAUAUAUAUGCGUGACUACAGUUCCGCUUGAACAAACUUACGAAAGUCAAAUCAAUGAUGACUAACCGGCAUAAUUACGGAGCAGGUUCCAGACCGUGGUUCCACUGAAAAAAUAAAUUGGACAGGCUGGGAGAGUGCGAUUAGCCUACCAUAUUCAAGGAUUUAGUAUUCUGGGCCCGGUUGGAUGCUAAAAGGCCGAUAAGCGCUAAUCCAGGAUUAAAAUACAAUUUUGUUCCGUUUUUGUGUUCUACCUUCCUAUGUCAAUUAUUUAGAGCAACAUUUUGUCUUACCAUUACUGCAUCCGUCAGAGUAAGGGCUCAACAGCAUUUUGAAAGUUCGAGUUGCAUACCAUCUUUUUGAGGAACCGGGCCAGGGACUGCUCAAACAAAUGCCCGGUAGAAGAGGUGAAUUAGAGAUUUAAGAUAUCAUCCAACUCACUAAGAAAUUUUUCUGACCCCUCCUACUAAAACGAAAAAGAGGCAGUCCACACCUUAAAGUGAUGCAGCAAGAGAAUGGAUUAGCUUGCGUGGGAGACAAAGAAACUGAUCGGACCUUGCCUACUGAGUAUGAUCACCAGUUAGUCCGAAGAUCAAUAUACCGACUAAUCAUUCAGUUCACUUGAGGUCAUUUAUUUAUUCAUUAUAAUUCCUUGAAUGGCCACAACAGAGAAUAUCAUUCAUAAAUUGAACUAGAACAUUGCACUCACUGAUAAAACAACAAUGGCCCACUUUAAUAUUUGUAUAAUUCCAGUUAAGUGACAUAGCAGAAUGUUCUGAUGGUCCAAAGGGCAGCGAAAGUCAUGCUAACGCUGUGAUGACUCAGGCAAAAGAUUGGUUAAGGAAACUUCGAGAAAAGAACACAUUCAAACCCAAGGUCUUGGCGCGGGUGUCCCGUAAUGGCAAAUGGUUUGUUGGAUCAUCAGUUGCAGUCAGUCACUUCUUAAGGCCUCUCUGUUUGUACAAUCGAAUUUGUGAGUUUAAACAAAGCCUCAAGAAAGCAGUUAUAUUCUUUCAGCCUCUGGAAACUGAACAUAAAGUCCUCUGGAAUUCCACAGCAUUUUGGUUUACGGCGGGAUAUAAAACCCAAAAACCACCUUGUCAAAACUGCAAGUUUAUGUUCAAGAACUUAUCUGGUUUCCUAGGUGAGACAGAUAAUUUGGGACAGGAAGGUGCAAGUGCCAACACCGUAGGGGGGACAUUUUUGGCGGCAUGUGGUGAGUAUCCUCCUAUAAACCAGUGUCUCCCAGAUGAUGCAGAGUCUUCUUUGGAGGAUACGCCUGAUAACGAAGCGGUGUAUGUUGCCCUGAGAAGCUUCCGGAAAGAUUGUACAUUAUUUUUUGAAAACUUUGAGAAAAUUGCUUCAAAAUGCUUCAGAGCUCUUGAAUCUAAAGAUGUCAAACGUCUGAAAAAUGUGUAUUAUACGCAUGUAAAACGUAGAAUACACAUUUUUGGAAUAAAACCAGAAUGUAAUGGUAGUUUGAAAAAAACAUGA
Messenger RNA from Porites lobata, 3981 nucleotides. Lineage: Eukaryota; Metazoa; Cnidaria; Anthozoa; Scleractinia; Poritidae. The record is from the annotation of a GenBank genome assembly.